UCCCAGCUGUAAGCCUGUAACCCCUCUACUUCGCAUGUUCUCGGAGCUCCGGCUCCACUAACGGAGCCCCAGUUCUAAAUUGGUUAUUAAAAAAAAAAAAGAAAUAUAUAUAUAUAUAUAAAUAUAUAUAUAUAUAUUAUAGAUUAAGCAACUAUUUCUCGUUUGGAUCUCCUACUUUUCUAUUUUUUGUUUGCCAGAUCUCGAGCCGAAGAAAUGUCCGGAAAACCAUGGGGUAACAUCGGCGCCUGGGCCGCCGACGCAGAGCUGGCCGAAGCGGAGGAACGCGAGGCUGCCUCUGCGGCGGAGUCUUCUUCCCAUAGCUACCCCAGCCUGAAAGAAUCCGUUAGCGCCAAGACCAAGAAGAAGAAGACGACCUUAACCUUGUCUGAGUUCUACUCCGCGUCCUCCGGCCAGCGCUCCGCAACCGAAUACAGCCAAGGCUUGACCACCGACGAGAUGCUCCGUCUUCCCACCGGCCCCAAAGAGCGCUCCCCCGAUGAAAUGCAGUACGGUAAGCUCGGAGGCGGGUUCUCUUCCUACGGGCGGUCCGGUUCUUUAACUGGUCGUGGCAGAGACCGAGACGAUGCCGAUGGGUCCUGGGGAGGUGGUGCCCGGAGGUCCUAUGGUGGAUUUGAUCAGGAACGGAGGGGUACCCCUUCGUCCAGGGUUUCGGAUUUCGAUCAGCCGUCGAGGGCUGACGAGGUAGACAAUUGGGCAUUGACGAAGAAACCUAUGCCUUCACUCGAUUCGGGUAGGCAGGAUCGGUACGGGUCGCUUGGGGGCGGGUCUAGGGCCGAUGACGCUGAUAAUUGGGCGGUUGGGAAAAGGCCUGUUCCCUCUAGAUCUUCGACAUUCGGGUCAGGCUUUCGCGAUUCGGCUCAGGAGCCCGAUCGUUGGACUAGAGGAGGGGGAGGGUUUCGUGAGAGCGAGCGGGAGCGGCCAAGAUUGGUAUUGGAUCCUCCUAGGGAUUCGGGUGUGAAUGAGCCGCUGGUGGUGGCGAAGACUAAUAAGCCGAACCCGUUUGGUACCGCACGGCCUAGGGAGGAGGUUUUAGCGGAGAAGGGUUUGGACUGGAAGAAGAUGGAGUCGGAAAUUGAGGCUAAGAAAGCGAGUACACCAACGAGUACACACUCGAGCAGGCCUUCCAGCGCGCAGUCAAGCCGGUCUGAGGGUCAGGGGCUGCAGCAGGGGGUUGAGAAUGUGGUGAAGCCAAGGCCAAAGGUGAAUCCUUUUGGGGAUGCCAAGCCUAGGGAGGUUUUGCUUGAGGAGCGAGGUAAGGAUUGGAGGAAGAUUGAUCUUGAAUUGGAGCAUCGCAGGGUUGACAGGCUUGAAACAGAUGAGGAAAAGAAGUUAAAAGAAGAAAUAGAUCACUUAAAGAAGGAACUUGAGACAGAAUCUACCAUGGAAGCAAACAGUGAAUCUCUACAAGGGUCUGGUGGUGACCAAUCCAGUUUACGUGACGUAAUACUUCUCAAAGAAAGGGAAUUGGAAGCACUAAUUCGUGAUUUGGAUGGUAAAGUUCGAUUUGGGCAGAAAGCUGUUGAAAGGCCUGGUUCGGGGCCCAGUUCUGGAGCAGGUAGGGUGGCUGGUUUUCCUGAGAGGCCACCUUCUCAAUCUGGUUCAAUUGAGGAAACAAGAAAUAUGGAAUUCAUGGAUAGGCCUCACUCGCGGGGUGGAGGGGAUGUGUGGGCAAGGCCUGCUGAUGACAGAAGAUCCUUUGGAUCUGGCAGGGAUAGAGGAUUUCUAGGCAACAGAGACUUGGAUAGGCCGAGGUCGAGGGAUAGGUGGUGAACAGCAAUGUGUGGAUUCAUUGGAUUGUACUCUAGUUUUGACAAGCGGGAGAAAAUAAUAUUGUCUCACAUUUUUCUUGGUUUUAGUUUGCUUCAGGAAGUGGAGCAGAAAUUGUUGAGUAUUGGCACUGGGAACUCAAUGCGUUUAUCUGUUACCAUUUUGAAACUAUGUAAAAUUGCUUGUUUGUUUUUUUAUUUUUUCCCCAUCUGUUUUGAAUCAGUGAGCCUGUGUUGUUCGUAUGAUAAUUGUAUUGGAAACUAUGGGACUCAACAGUUUAUUUUUGACAGUCA
This is a messenger RNA of Juglans microcarpa x Juglans regia, 2081 nucleotides long. Its product is annotated as eukaryotic translation initiation factor 4B2-like. The record is from RefSeq and is a predicted model, not a curated record. NCBI's taxonomy places the organism in Eukaryota, Viridiplantae, Streptophyta, Magnoliopsida, Fagales, Juglandaceae. Gene Ontology annotation, molecular function: mRNA binding; translation initiation factor activity.